AUGGCCGCUCUCACCGGCUUCUCCCUUCUGGCCGUUGUCGGCUGCUUCGCCCAGCACACAGAGCUGCAGCCCCUGAGUUGGGAUGGCUGCCUGCUUGUCCUCUGCGGCUGCCUGCUCAGCCUGGCAAGACGUCCUGCAAAGGAGCAGGGCGCCCAGCCCCUUCCGAACCUCAGUGAGGAGAGCGGCUUCCUCGUCUACUCGCCGGCGGUGGCCUUGCAGUGGAUGCUCCUCCGGGUAACUCGCGUCUACCCGGUGUAUUGGGUCGCGGUCAGCUUGGAAGACGUGUGGGAUAACCAAGUUUUGGGAGCCGACUGGAUCCUGAACCCUUUUCAUCUCGUCUCGAUGUGCCUGAGCACCUUCGCGCGAAUCGCCGUCCAGGAGCCUCGGCGGCUCUUCCUCCUGUCGGGAGUGCCCGGGAACACCCUACCGACCUUCUGGCUCUUGCACGUGGUGGUGCUGGUCUACCUUGUGAGCCCUGUCUUGGAGUUCUGCCUCUUCCGGCCCAUCAGGACUCAGAGAGGGCUGUUGGCCAUGGCCGGGCUCUGCUUCACCCUGAAGCUGAUCAUCGUCGUUUGCGCCGCCACCAUCCUUCAGGGUGGCGGCUUCCAGAAGGGCGACCCGUGGUACUGGCACAGCUUCCUUGGCACCACGGUGCCCUGGUACAGCUUCGCUCUCUUCCGGCUCCCAGAGGUUGCCCUCGGCAUGCUCGUGCCCUACUUCGCCGCCGCGGACUUCCCCGGGCUCGUCACGGCCGCGGACGUGCUGGCAGCCGCGGUGGUCGCGUUCAUGUUCCUGGUGCCACAGACGCCGCUGACGUACCUUUGCACGGACAUGAACUUGCAAUGCCCCGUCACGGCCUGGAUUCUGUGGGGCUUGUGCUUCGGGCCUCGCAAGAGCAUCCUUGGGCAGUUCCUCAGUUCCCCCUUUCUCGUUCAGCUGGGAAAUGCCAGCUACGGCUUCUACGUGUUUCAGCAGCCUGUCCUGAGAACUGUCGGGUUGUUCUACCCGUCCUCGAAGGGCGGUAAGAGCCUCCUGGCCUGCCGCUACGACAACGGCUGCCUCCUGUGGCACCAGAGCUUCGGGGACUUCCUGGACGUGGUCCUGACCAUGGCCACCCUACUUCUCUUGGGCUGGCUGUCCCGAAAAGUGGUGGAAGAGCCCGGCAAGUGGUGCGCCCGGAAGUUGCUGGGCCUGGAAGUCUCCAUGGAGCCCUUCCAGAGGAGGUGGCUUCAGGCCGCGGACGUGUUCCGGAGCCUUGUCCAAAUGAUCGUCUACGCAUGGCCCAUCACGCUCUCCUUGGACUUGGUGGCCACUUGGAACAUGGGUGCCGCCGCCUCCGGCUUCUUCCUGUCAUGGGACCAGAUUGGCAACGUCGUGGGCCUCCUUGUGGGCCACUUCCUGGGCGCUGCCUCCUACAGCUUCCGGCGCCGCCUCAUCAUCGUUUGCCCUCUCUUUGCUGGAGGCUUCUCGCUGAUCAUGCCGCACAUCCUCCACCUCCCCGGGAUCAGAGGCUACUAUAUGGGGCUCAUCCUGCGCUUCCUCAUCGGACUGCUGCAGGGCAGCUGCAUCACGAACAGCGCCAUCACACGGCUCCUGACGCCGCGCGAGGAGCAGGUGGGCCUGUCCAUGUUUGUGAACUUCAGCUGGACCGGUGGCGUCGUGAUGGGUGUUGGUUUGCCAUGGGCCAUCUCGACAGUCUGCAAGAUGUCUGAGCUCACCCCUCCUGUCUCGGCCAUGGACAGGUCUUGCGCCUGCGCCUUGGCCUGUGGUGGCCUUUUGAUGCUGGUCUCCUGGAUGAACGCAGUGAGCUUGCCACUCAGCAUGGAGGGCCUUCCGACCUACGAGGAGGCUGGCCACGAGGAUUCUCCGGAUGCCAGUGCAUCCAGCGCUGAAAUGAAGGCUGAAGGCAAGGUCGACAAAGUGCCGGGCUCCUGGAUUACUCUGACCGGGCUAUUCUGCCAGUUCUUGGGUUCCGUUGGCUACACCGGUGUGGAGGUGUCAAGCUCUCUUCUACUCGAGGUGCAGUUCUCGUGGGACAUCGAUGCAGUCAGUUUGGGUGUCAGCGUGGUGUACUUGAUCGCGGCGUUCGGGAGCUUGUUGAUGUUCCAGCUACGGGAGAAUCUAAACAUCAGUGACAACCUCUUGGUCGUUGUCAUGUCCGUCGCAGGCCUCAUUGGCAGCCUGUCCUUCUAUGACUUUAUCAAUGGCCCGUACGUGCUCCUGGUUGGGAGUGGCAUCAUCUAUCCGUGCCUGAUCUGCUGUGUAGGGAUCGCCGAAGGCAACACCUUCCUUCAUGCAAAGGAUGGGACAUGGCGUUCAAUGGAAAAUCUCGUGACGCUGUCCUACUUGACGGAUGCGUGGUCCAAGUCCAUUUCGCCCCCAGUGACGCGAGGAAUGCUGGAAGGCUUCGGUCCUAACGUCUUCGCGACAUAUCAGCUCUUGAUCCUCUCCUUCCAGUGGUAUGCCCUUGAGAAAGUGCUGCAAACUGCGUGA
Symbiodinium pilosum is the source of this 2493-nucleotide messenger RNA. NCBI's taxonomy places the organism in Eukaryota, Dinophyceae, Suessiales, Symbiodiniaceae. The record is from the annotation of a GenBank genome assembly.